CUCCCUAUAGCUUUUGGCUUUGCUUUGCUUUCAAGCUUAGUACUAUAACUAUUAUCUCUUUUUCUUUUUCUAGCCAAAAUGGGUGCUAGGGAUUUGCUAGUGGUGGCCAUUGUUUUCACGGCGGCGACGGUGGUGGUGGCCGGAGAUCCGGUGCACCAUGUGGUCGGAGAAGAUAGAGGGUGGGACCCAUCUACUGAUGUUGCUUCUUGGUACUCUCAAAGAGUUUUUAGAGUUGGUGAUAAAAUUUGGUUCACCUACUCUACAACUCAGGAGAGUUUGGUGGAGCUGAGAAACGAGGAGGAUUUUACAUCGUGUGAUCUAUCGAACCCGAUCAAGAUGUACACGGAUGGGUUGGAUACGAUCUCUCUCGAAGGGGUAGGAAUCCGAUACUUCGUUAGCGGAAACACGGAGAGCUGCAAAAAUGGGCUGAAAAUUCCUGUAAAAAUCCAGCCCAAAGAGCAAAUUAUGGCCCAAAAUAAUGUUGCAUCAAUGGCUGUAGCUGAUGGGCCUACAGUACCUUCUGCUUCAACAAACUUAAAUGGGCUUUCAUACAUUUUGAUUGUUGGAUUAUCAAUCUGCUUAUUGGGCCUUUAGAUGAAAAUAGCAAUUAUGGGCUGUCUAGACUCUAUUAAGUAGGAUUAAGUGCCACUUUAUUUGAACUACGGUUAAAUAUCUUAAUUUUGAAUUAUGAUAUUAAUAUGUCGUCUUUGUUUUGGCAUAA
Molecule: messenger RNA, 721 nt
Organism: Solanum verrucosum
Lineage: Eukaryota; Viridiplantae; Streptophyta; Magnoliopsida; Solanales; Solanaceae
Product: basic blue protein-like
Exons: 2
Coding region: 79-594 (171 amino acids)
Cellular component (GO): plasma membrane
Molecular function (GO): electron transfer activity
Source: RefSeq, a predicted model, not a curated record